AUGAUACGGCUUACCGCCAGGGAGGCGUGGGCGGAGAGGGCGGUCGACGGCGGCGGCGGCGGCGGCGGCGGCUGCCGUGACGAAGGGUUGGCAAGCCUGCACGCCUUCAUGCUGCCGGCGGUGAUGGACGUCUGUCCGGAGCUAUUCUGCCCGGAGCAGAGGGGGAACAGCUGCGACGACAACCACUACGGCGACGCCGUCGACGGCACUGCGGUUGUCGAGGCCCCCAGCGGAAGUUUCGUGUCUGGGCAGGAGAUCACGCCGCACCCGCUGGACAAGGCCUUCGUGCGAAGGGCGACGGGGGCUGUGGUGGCGGCGCCGGGAGGUGCCGUGGACGUCCUCCGAGCACUGCUGGCGUGCCCGGUGCCCGCGCUGCUCUCCACGGCGGAGGAUGUGCUCAAGGGGGUGCUGCCCAAGGUUGCUGGGCCGGACUUCCCGAGGCGGUCUAGCGUGGCAUCCCUAUGCUGCAACGUGUGGAUGCGGCUGUACGACGCGCACCCCCACGGGCAGGCGAUGGAGACGUGGACCCUGAACGCCCUCCUGCAGACCGAUGCCGAGGCGCCCUUGCCCAGGGCCGUCACCUACGAGACAAUGUGCCGAGAGCCGGUGCUGGUGUUCCGGUGCAGAGGGGAGGCUGUACUUGCGAAAAACAGUCGCUGGGAGAUGGUGUGUGCCUCCGCCCGCCGCAGGAACGACAAGGCCGCUUCCGAAGCCGCGGCAGCGGCAGCGGCGGCGGCCACAGCUGCUGCUGCGGCGGCGGCUGCUAGCGCGGCCGCCGCCGGAGGCCCGCCCCCGCCCCCGCCGCCCCCGCCGCCGCCUGCCUGGGAGGACGUCGAGGAGGGCACCGCGACCGUUGACGGCCGCAUGAUGUCUCUCGUGCAGCAGGCAAUCGUGGCGCGGUGCCUGCUUGUAGUCGCGCUAGGCGGAGCAGGGGUGUCCGGCGGGGGGUCUGCGAAGGAAGAAAGGGAAGGAGGCGUUGUCGUUUUCGGCGACGGCAUCGCCACUCGGGCGCAGACCCUGCCGACGGAAGCUUUCAAGCUCCUUCUCGAUGGGGUCCCUGCUUCCCGUGGGACGACCCGGCACCUCGGGGACGUGAUGGGUCAGCAGUCUUGGGAGGCGAGGGCCUUCGGGGUGCAGGCGUCGGCCUUGCUGGCGGAACGGUUUCCGACCGAAGAGGCGUGUCUGCUGUGCAAGGGAGCCCUACACGUCUUGAGCAGCAUGUGCGACUCAGAGGCGCAGGCGCCACGAGGAACCCUGAACGCCCUCGCCGCGGGAUCAGCGGCAGCGGGGGGCGGCGGCGGCGGCGGGGGGGGGGGGGCAGGAAACGGCGGGGCCCCGUCCACCGCUCUGCUUGCGUGCGGAAUGCCUCCCAGCGGCCUCGUUAGGGAAACGUUUUCUUUCGCGGUGAACAUUUGUCAGGCGUUCCCUUCACUUAAGGGCGACACGGUCAGCCUUAUUGAGUCCAUCCUCAAGAAACAGGUGGGUAGGGACGGGCUGGGGAUGGGGGGCGUCGGCGAUGGUGUCACUACCGCCACGUGUGUAGGUACUGUCGGUGUGCGCGAGGGCUAA
This is a messenger RNA of Ectocarpus siliculosus, 1569 nucleotides long. Lineage: Eukaryota; Phaeophyceae; Ectocarpales; Ectocarpaceae. The record is from the annotation of a GenBank genome assembly.